GCUCGGCUCAGCUAGACUCGGGGCGUCUCGAGUUGAGCCAGUGCUCGUGGUGAAUCAUUGGCCGGCGACACCGAGGCAGCAGAUUCCAGCAGCCAUUCAUUCCACAGCAGCGCCCAAAAGAAGGCCACAGCGAGGCCGACAGCGAUUCCGAUCCCGAGCCAGACACCGAGACACCCGACAGAGACAGAGACAGAGACAGAGACCGACCAGCAAUUAGUACGAAGAGACGGAGACAAAUACAUACCUAGACAGAAGCCGAACAAGACGCAGCUCAGCUCAGCUCGGGUCAGCCCCGACAUGACAUUCCCUUCGCACUUCCACAUGUCCGGCACGUUCCACGACGGCGUCCAUCCCGGCUUGUUUCGCCCGCCCGCCUCGCCCAGCUCCAGCACCGACUACCUCCCGUCGUCGACCCUUGCCGCCGAGUCAUCCAAGCGCAAAUGGAGCCGCAGCAGCGUCCCGCGCGUCCAGACCGGCAGCUUCUUCCACGACGUCUACAUGGAGAGCGGCCCGGCUGCUGCUGGUGGUGCCGCUGCGGCGAGGUCGAGGACCUAUGCGCUGGCCGGCCAGCUUCACACGCCCGUCAUCGGCGGGUACUCUGAAGAUGUCGACGGGGACGGUGAUGGCGAUGCUGAUACCGCUAUGGGCGAGAGCAUGUACUCCGACUCCGACUACAGGCGGGCCCUCGGCACCAAGCGAUCGCGCGAGGACUUGGACGACAGCUCCGGCGGGCCGACGCCGCUCUUCAGCCAGCCCGAGCCUUCACAGUCUUCACAAUCGGGCAUCUGGGGGACGUUUUCCCUGUCCACCAUUGGCGAUGUCGUUGGGCGCGUGUGGGAGUUUUGCAAGGCCGGCGCUUUCAAGGGCUUUUAUGCAGGAGGCGGUGCAUCGUAUAAGGUGACGACUGCGGGUGUCAGCGUCGACGAGACGGGGUCCAGCGGGGAUCAGACCAGCAACUACGACUCUUCGUUUGACAGCCGCACGUCCACGCCCACCGGCCCGGCAUCCAAGAAGCGCAGACACACCGAGAGCGGCAGCGAGCUGGGCCAGAGCUGGGUCAUGAUCCAGGAGCCCAGUCGCGAGCCGGAGAUGACGACGCCGCGGAAGUUGUCCACCUCGUCUCGCGUGUCGCCUCGCCAUCGCGCGCAGCAGACGCCCCUGGCAGAGGACCACCGCAUGGGCCCUCCCAGCAGCUUCGCGACGCCCCCCACCACCUCGAGCCCUGCUCCCCUGCGCCCAGCCAGUCGCGCCGCGAGCCGUCCGGGCAGUCGGUUGGCGGAUGCCGCCAGCCUGUUCCGAACCCAGCAGCCGGCUUCGGCAGCCUCCUUUGCUUCCUUCAAAGCCCCGGCGGCCGGCAAGAGACGCCGACACACCAUUGCGCCGGCGGUUGCCGAGCCGUCGCCCCUGUCCGGACGCCGCCGGCGCGACAGCGUGGCCUCCGUAGCCACCAGCAGAGCCACUGAGAUUGAUGCGAGCCCGCGGCUGGAUGCCGAGGCGAGGCAGCUGGCCGCUCGUCGCCAGAUGGAAGAGGACGAUACCGACAAGCGCAUGGCGGCUUUCAAUAAGCAGCUGCAAGACAUGAUUCGACAGGGCAGAGCUGCUCUGGGGACGACUGUGGAGGUUGACGCUGGGUGGGAGGAUGCUCUUUGA
Trichoderma reesei QM6a is the source of this 1650-nucleotide messenger RNA. RefSeq lists its product as uncharacterized. The transcript is spliced from 3 exons. The record is from RefSeq and is a predicted model, not a curated record. The coding region runs from base 298 to 1650 and encodes 450 amino acids. NCBI's taxonomy places the organism in Eukaryota, Fungi, Ascomycota, Sordariomycetes, Hypocreales, Hypocreaceae.